This is a messenger RNA of Cynoglossus semilaevis (tongue sole), 2601 nucleotides long. It is a transcript of the gene slc22a6l, whose product is annotated as solute carrier family 22 member 6, like. Gene Ontology annotation, biological process: transmembrane transport. The record is from RefSeq and is a predicted model, not a curated record. Bases 386 to 2074 code for a protein of 562 amino acids. Gene Ontology annotation, cellular component: membrane. Gene Ontology annotation, molecular function: transmembrane transporter activity. NCBI's taxonomy places the organism in Eukaryota, Metazoa, Chordata, Actinopteri, Pleuronectiformes, Cynoglossidae. The transcript has 11 exons.
ACUCAUAAAGGGAGGGAGUGCAUCUUAAAGAAGAUUAGAAGUGAGCACAGUUUCAUGUCGGCCGUCGAUGCUGAAACUCGCUUCGACCGCGGUCCGAUCAUAGGCAGCGAGGACUCGGCUCCCUCCGCUGGAGAGUGUGAGAGGCUUAUUCCCGCAGAGGUUGCAAUAAUCCAAAGUUCAGGGAAAGCUGUUGGAAUUCUACAGACGAUUAUACUCCACGCUGCAUUCGCAGGAUAACUUUUUUUUUUUCCCCUUUUGGUUUUUCUGAAAAGGAAACUUUCUUUGGAUCGAUUUGCAGGAACAAAACUGUUCUCAGACUCCUGGAUCCUGAAGGAGAUUUUUUUUUUUAUUAUUUUUUAUUUUCACUGAGUGACCUCCUGUGAAAAUGGCUUUCGGCGACCUUCUGGAGCAGGUCGGCAGCGUGGGUCGCUUCCAAGUCGUCCACGUGGUUCUCCUCGCCGUCCCAGUCAUGAUGAUGGCCAGUCAUAACCUGCUGCAGAACUUUGUGGCUGCAGUUCCAUCUCACUACUGCAGGGGCCACACCAACGUGUCUCUGUCUCACAUGAGUCCAGAAGAAGCUCUGUUGAUCACGGUGCCACUGGACCGAGCGGGCCGGCCACAGAGGUGCCAGCGGUACGCUGCUCCACAGUGGCACCUCCUGGCCGACAACGGGAGCUCCAGUUCAGGAGAUGGGUUCGAUGCCGAGGAUGGUGUGGAAGUGGAUCUUCAGGGAUGCCAGAACGGAUGGUUCUACAACACGACUGAGAGGACGUCCACCAUCAUAUCUGAGUGGGAUUUGGUCUGUGAUCUGCGCUCUUUGAAACAAAUGGCUCAGACCGUCUACAUGGGAGGUGUUCUUGUGGGAGCUCUGGCCUUUGGAGCUCUGUCAGACAGGUACGGUCGUCGUAUCCUCCUGCUGAUCGCUCACCUCCUGAUGGCGGUGUCAGGAACAUGUGUUGCUUUCUCCAACUCCUUCACCCUCUACUGUCUGUUCCGCUUCGGCUGCGGCAUGGCUCUGUCUGGACUGGGACUCAACACUUUCUCUCUCAUUGUGGAGUGGAUCCCGACCCGUGUUCGGACAGUGAUCGGAACCCUGACCGGCUACUGCUACACCAUAGGUCAGCUGCUUCUCGUGAUCAUAGCCUACUUCAUCCGUGACUGGAGGUGGCUAACGAUGGCCGUUUCCUUUCCUUUCUACGUCUUCUUCCUCGUCGCCUGGUGGUUUCCUGAAUCCUCGAGAUGGUUGGUGCUGAAUAAUAAAUCAGAGCAGGCUCUGAAGAACCUGAAACGAGUGGCCAGGUUUAACGGACGCUCGGAGGAGGGCGAGAAAAUUGAUAUGAACGUUCUGCAGGAGUCCAUGAAGAAGGAGAUGGCCUCAGCCCAGGGCUCCUACACCUACCUGGAUCUGUUCCAGACUCCGACAAUGAGGACAAUGACGAUCUGCGUCAGUGCCGUCUGGUUGUCGACCAGCUUUGCGUAUUACGGCCUGGCCAUGGACCUGCAGAAAUUCGGGGUGGACAUCUACUUGAUCCAAGUGAUCUUCGGCGCGGUGGACAUCCCCGCUAAAGUUGUCAUCACCGUGACCAUGAGCAUGAUCGGACGUCGUCCGUCACAGAGCGGCGUCCUCAUCCUGGCGGGGAUCACGGUUCUACUGAACCUGGUGGUUCCUCACGAUAAACAGCUGAUUCGAACCUCUCUGGCUGUCGUGGGUAAAGGUUGUCUGGCUGCGUCGUUCAACUGCUGCUACCUCUACGCUGGAGAACUGUACCCCACCAUCAUCAGACAGACUGGCAUGGGCUGGGCUUCCAUGAUGGCCCGUGUAGGAGCCAUGGUGGCUCCCAUGGUGCUCCUGGCCGGCGACUACAUUCCGUGGCUCCCUGGCGUGAUCUACGGCGGAGCCCCCAUUCUGAGCGGCGUGGCGGCAAUUUUCCUCCCAGAAACACUGGGCUCACCACUGCCUGACACCAUCCAGGACGUGGAGGACAGGGGAUCCGGGAGACCUUCCAAAAAGUCCACAAAGGAAACGAUAAUAUUGCAAAAGACGGAGAUGAACCUGCUGAAGCUGGCUGCCUGAGGGCGUCCGCCUGUCUCUGAGGCCCCGUCCGUCUGUGAUUCCACCACAGGGACCGCUAUUGUGUCAUGUGGCAGUUUUACAAAUGGAGCAACAAUGUGAUUUUUUUUUUUUUUUUUUCAUAGGUCAUACACUGUAACGAGUCGCUACAAACUCACAGGAAAAGUUUUUUUCUUUUAAAUAAAAGUUUUUGUUUAUCGUUUAAUAAAUUAAACCAAAUAUAUUUUUCACGGUAUGUUUUUAAAAUUAUCACAUUAUCCUUUAUGAUGUCAGAAACGCAGUUAAUGUCUGUAAAUACUGAUUUGAUGAAAAGCGUGAGAAUCAAAUCAACCUCUAGGAUAAAUAAAAUAGUAAAAAUAAAGUCUUUACGUCAGAUUUAUCUGAUGGAAACAGAAACUGAAGAAGAAAGAGUGGAACACGGAGGAGAUGGAGAGACAGAGAAUUGAUUUUUAGACUUUUUAAAAAGUUUUUCUUAGCAUUUUUUAACUCAGCCCUGCAUCAUAGAGAUGUUUAAAACAUAACAAAGAUAA